This is a messenger RNA of Yamadazyma tenuis ATCC 10573, 738 nucleotides long. The record is from RefSeq and is a predicted model, not a curated record. Lineage: Eukaryota; Fungi; Ascomycota; Pichiomycetes; Serinales; Debaryomycetaceae.
GUGGGUCAUAAGUUUGUCGCUCAUGGGGGGCUCAAUGUACCGAACCCCGACCCUGAAGUGUUGUUACAUGUCCCAGUAAAGUCAAGAUCUGGCCUGACGGGUAAUGACUAUAUGUCCAUGAACGUACAUUAUCUACAGAUAAUAUUAUCCUCGUCUAGGGUUUUGUUGCUAAAUUUGUUACGCUCCAUCCGGGUCCUUUAUAUUGCUGGUAUCAGAAUUUUACCUGAUUAAUUCAGACAAUUACACGAUUUACUGUCUUUGUUUAUCCGCCGGUAUUUUUGUUUUUGUGGAACUGACAACAUCAGGCAAAAAAAACUAUUUAAACUGCAGGGAUCCCCUACAAAUUUCCUAUUUAUAUAUUACACAUAAUAUUUGAACCUAUUCUAUUUUAACCAUGGGUAUUAAAGACAGAGUUAAGAGAGCCUCCAAGAUCUUCAUCAAUGAAGACAAGGAUGAACCCGUCGUUAAGGACGUGGAAGAUAAAUCCGAAACCGUGGCUGAACCAGCUGAGGAUAAGGUUGAAGAAGCCAAGAAGGAAGUCGAGUCUACUUCUAACAAGGUUGAGAAGGCCGUGAAGAAGAACAAGUUCUUCAAGAAGUUCAUCAACAAAUUCAAGAAGCCUGAAGCCAACAAGGCCUAAGAGAUCAACUUGAUACGUGUCUCAUAGGUACUCAUAUCCAGCGAAGUGUAUGUGUAAUAAUUUUAGUUUUGUUUGUAAUGGUUUUAAUAAUUAAUAUU